Molecule: messenger RNA, 1845 nt
Organism: Chaetomium strumarium
Lineage: Eukaryota; Fungi; Ascomycota; Sordariomycetes; Sordariales; Chaetomiaceae
Product: pyridoxal phosphate-dependent transferase
Exons: 2
Coding region: 158-1738 (526 amino acids)
Source: RefSeq, a predicted model, not a curated record
AGUAAGGACCAUCAUCUAUGGGACUGAUGUAUAAGUAUCGCCCUCGGUUCGAGUCGUGGUUUUGCUGUUGAGAAGUUGAUUCAUUAUUACUAUUGUCCACCAGCUGGGCACCUUACUACGCAGUGCUCUUUUGAAAGCGGAACCGCUUUGACUCGACAUGGGCAGUACACAAGACCUUCCUCUGCGGCCAAAGGAGGCAGGCCCAGAUGAAAAUGGCCCCGUCAAGUUCGGCCACGAGCUUCGAGACAGGGAGUUCCUCUUCGACCCGGCCUACCGCAACCUCAACCACGGCUCAUUCGGCACCAUCCCACAAGCCAUCCGCACCCGCCUCCGGACCUACCAAGACCGGGCCGAAGCGCGCCCGGACCCGUUCAUCCGGUACGAGUACCCCAAGCUGCUGGACCUCUCGCGCGCCGCCGUCGCCCAGCUCCUGCGCGUGCCCACCGACACGUGCGUGUUCGUGCCCAACGCCACUUCGGGCGUCAACACGGUGCUGCGCAACCUCGUGUGGCACCCGGACGGCCGAGACGAGAUCCUUUAUUUCGACACCAUCUACGGCGGCUGUGCGCGGACGAUUGACUACGUCGUGGAAGAUCGCGGUGGGUUGGUGCAGGGCAGGGUGAUCCCGCUGUCCUACCCCUGCGAGGAUGAUGUUAUUGUGGAAGCAUUCCACGCUGCCGUGACGGAGGCCGUCGAAAAGGAAGGGAAACGGCCCCGCGUGUGCCUCUUCGACGUCGUUUCCUCCAAUCCGGGCGUGCGCUUCCCCUUCGAGGCCAUCACGGCGGCCUGUCGGGAGCGGGGGAUCCUCAGCCUCGUCGACGGCGCGCAGGGCGUGGGGAUGGUCGACCUCGACCUCGGCGCCGUCGAUCCGGAUUUCUUUGUCUCCAAUUGCCACAAGUGGCUGCACGUUCCUAGGGGGUGUGCGGUUUUCUACGUGCCGCUGCGCAACCAGGCCUUGAUCAGGUCCAGUCUGCCGACUAGCCAUGGUUUCGUUCCCAAGGAUAGUAGUAGUACUGGGUCUGAGGAGAAGAAGAUGAAGGUGAGACCCAACCCGCUGCCGCCGUCGACCAAGUCCGCGUUUGUCAACCAGUUCGAGUUCGUCGGCACGGUCGACAACGCGCCGUACCUGUGCGUGGUGGACAGCAUCAGGUGGCGCGCCGAGGUGCUGGGCGGGGAGGAGCGGAUCCGGGGUGAGCUGACCGAGCUGGCGAGGCAGGGCGGGGCGAAGGUAGCGCAGAUGCUGGGCACCGAGGUGCUGGAUAAUGCGAGCCGGAGCUUGACGCGGUGUUCGAUGGUGAAUGUGGCGCUGCCGUUGGUGGUGGAGCAGCAGCAGCAGCCGGAGGGAGAUGAGGAGGAAAAGGGGAAGGGGGAAGUGCCGAAGGAGGGCGUGGUGGCGGUUAUACCGGGGAGUGAUGCCGCGGCUGUGACGAACUGGAUCCUCGAGAGGCUGAUGGAGGACUACAAGACGUUUGUCGCGCUGUUUGUGUACCGCGGCCGCUGGUGGGCGCGGCUCAGCGCGCAGGUGUAUCUGGAGAUGGACGACUUUGAGUGGGCCGGGCGCACACUCAAGGAGGUGUGCGAGCGGGUGGCCAGGGGGAGUACAAGAAGUGAGGUUGUGUCUGGCUUGUUUAUACUUUUCGAAUAUCUCAUAUUCUCAAUCAUAUCAACGUCACUCCAAUCUCGCAUACCUCUCUCACGUUUCACCACCCACCACCUACCACCUCCGUACUACACCUGAAAACUCCCACUCAACCUAACAUCCCUCGAACUCGCGCCGACCCCAACCCCAAAAGCUCCCCCGGGCACAACCCACUGCUGCCUCCCAGAAUCCCAGUAACUGAGAUC